CGCUGCUAGUAGUGAACUGGAUGUCCUCCCAGUGACUGACAGGCCUAUGUCUGACAGCUCAGACACGCCACUUAUCACACAGCCAGCCUCAGUCCAGUUCCUCCGCUAAGCGGCCUCAACAGUCAAGAUGGAGUGCGUGUGGAAGCCAGACGAGCAAGGACUUCAGCAGAUUUUACAGCUGCUCAAGGAGUCCCAGUCGCCCGAUACAUCCACACAGAGAUCCGUCCAGCAAAGACUGGAGCAGCUCAACCAGUUUCCAGACUUCAACAACUACUUGAUAUUUGUUCUGACCAAGCUCAAAUCAGAAGACGAGCCGACUCGCUCCCUGAGUGGCUUGAUCCUGAAGAACAAUGUGAAAGCUCACUAUCAGAACUUCCCCAACGGGGUGUCUGAUUUCAUCAAGAGGGAAUGCCUGGAAAACAUCGGAGACUCUUCGCCCCUCAUCCGCGCCACCGUGGGUAUCCUCAUCACCACCAUCGCGUCAAAGGGGGAGCUGCAAAAUUGGCCCGAGCUUUUACCCAAGCUGUGCCUGCUGCUGGAUUCUGAAGACUACAACACGUGCGAGGGGGCCUUUGGAGCCCUCCAGAAGAUCUGCGAGGACUCCGCUGAGAUCCUGGAUAGCGACCUGCUGGAUCGUCCUCUUAACGUCAUGAUCCCCAAGUUCUUGCAGUUCUUCAAACACAGCAGCCCCAAGAUCAGGUCUCAUGCCAUCGCCUGCGUCAACCAGUUCAUCAUCAGCCGGACUCAGGCGCUCAUGCUGCACAUCGACUCCUUCAUUGAGAACUUGUUUGCGCUGGCGACAGACGAGGAGCCUGAGGUGCGCAAGAACGUUUGUAGGGCUCUGGUGAUGCUGCUGGAGGUCCGCCUGGACAGACUGCUGCCUCACAUGCACAAUAUCAUCGAGUACAUGCUCCAGAGGACUCAGGACCAAGACGAGAAUGUGGCAUUGGAGGCCUGCGAGUUCUGGCUGACUCUGGCGGAGCAGCCGGUGUGCAAGGAGGUGCUGUGCGGCCACCUCUCCCAGCUCACUCCGGUGCUUGUCAACGGGAUGAAGUACUCCGAGAUUGACAUCAUCAUGCUCAAGGGCGACAUCGAGGAGGACGAGGCCAUUCCUGACAACGAGCAAGACAUCCGGCCGCGCUUCCACCGCUCCCGCACGGUCGCCCAGCAGCACGAGGGCGACGGGAUCGAGGACCAGGAAGACGACGACGACGACGAGCUGGAUGAUGAUGAUACCAUCUCGGACUGGAACUUGCGUAAAUGUUCGGCGGCAGCACUGGACGUGCUGGCCAACGUGUUCAGAGACGACCUGUUGCUGCACCUUCUGCCGUUCCUCAAGGAGCUACUCUUCCAUCCCGAGUGGGUGGUUAAGGAGUCCGGGAUCCUUGUUUUGGGAGCCAUUGCUGAAGGCUGCAUGCAGGGAAUGAUCCCCUACCUCCCCGAACUGAUUCCUCACCUCAUCCAGUGUCUGUCAGACAAGAAAGCCCUCGUGCGCUCCAUCACCUGCUGGACGCUGAGCCGCUACGCCCACUGGGUCGUCAGCCAGCCACCAGACAUCUAUCUGAAGCCUCUCAUGACCGAGCUUCUCAAACGCAUCCUGGACAGCAACAAGCGUGUGCAGGAGGCAGCUUGCAGCGCCUUUGCCACCUUGGAGGAGGAGGCUUGUACUGAGCUGGUGCCCUACCUGGCGUUCAUCCUGGACACGCUGGUGUUUGCUUUCAACAAGUACCAGCACAAAAACCUUCUCAUUCUGUACGACGCCAUCGGAACGCUCGCAGACUCGGUGGGACACCAUCUAAAUAAACCGGAAUACAUCCAGAUGUUGAUGCCGCCGCUCAUUCAGAAGUGGAACCAGCUCAAAGAUGAAGACAAAGACCUUUUCCCCUUAUUAGAAUGUUUGUCCUCUGUAGCGACGGCCCUGCAGAGCGGCUUCCUGCCCUACUGUGAACCCGUGUACCAGCGCUGCGUUAACCUGGUCCAGAAGACCCUUGCUCAGGCCAUGCUUUACCAGUCCCAGCCAGACCAGUACGAGGUGCCCGACAAAGACUUCAUGAUCGUGGCUUUGGAUCUCCUGAGCGGCCUGGCCGAGGGUUUGGGAGGCACCAUUGAGCAGCUUGUCGCCCGUAGCAACAUCCUCACCCUCAUGUACCAGUGCAUGCAGGACAAAAUGCCCGAAGUGCGUCAGAGUUCCUUCGCCCUUCUGGGGGACCUGACCAAGGCAUGUUUCCAGCAUGUCAAACAGUGCAUUGCUGACUUUAUGCCUAUACUGGGCACUAAUCUAAACCCUGAGUUUAUAUCAGUGUGCAACAAUGCAACGUGGGCAAUUGGAGAGAUCUCCAUACAAAUGGGGCCUGAAAUGCAGCCGUAUGUUGCCAUGGUGCUGCACCAGCUGGUGGAGAUCAUUAACAGGCCCAAUACGCCAAAGACUCUUCUGGAAAACACAGCAAUAACAAUUGGUCGUCUUGGUUACGUUUGUCCUCAAGAGGUGGCACCCAUGCUACAGCAGUUUAUAAGACCCUGGUGUACUUCCCUGAGAAAUAUAAGAGACAAUGAGGAGAAAGACUCGGCAUUCCGAGGAAUGUGCACGAUGAUCACCGUCAACCCGGGAGGUGUCGUGCAGGAUUUUAUCUUCUUUUGCGAUGCGGUGGCCUCCUGGGUCAACCCAAAGGAAGACCUGCGUGACAUGUUCUACAAGAUCCUUCACGGUUUCAAGAACCAGGUUGGCGAGGAGAACUGGAGGCGCUUCUCAGACCAGUUCCCCAUGCCGCUAAAAGAGCGUCUGGCUACCUUCUACGGGGUGUAACAACGGGGUCUUUGACGUGGGGCUGCAACAAGGGGGAACCUUUUACCCAGGGAACACGUUACCCUUUACCAUGGGGGGGACAGGUCUGCCUGACGAGGGGAGGGAAGGGGGUGCGGGCCCCUCCUCCACCGACAUGGCGGAACAGGGUGGGAGGGAGGGAGGCGCCACCUGUGGGGGCGCCCAGCAAAGUGCGCAGGGGACGGGGGAGGGGCUGACGUGCCGGAAACAACCCGAGCACGGGCGGAAAAACAACCAAAAGUCAGACAUGAUAAGGACAUCGCUCUUUAAUUUAUUUUUGGUUCUGUUAAAAAUGCAUAGACAUAAAUUUGAAUGCGCCAAAAGUGUAAGGUAACAGCUACGUGACCCCUUUUUUUGGGGCGGGCGGGUUUGAAAAGCACCCAACGCUAGCAUGGGCAGUGUAACGCUACAACGCAACGUGAUGUCAGUGGGUACGUUCUUUCCGGAAGGAGAACGCUCACUUCCUGCUUAUUUUCCCCAAGCUCGCAUGCUUGUGUCACUGUGAGGAAGCCGUCAAGCCAGCGUCGGCCAUUUUUGUUUUAACUCCCGUGAUGUUUUUUUUUUUUUUUUCCCUGGUAACUGAUUUAUUUUUACAGCGCUUUCUUUCCCCGCGUUGUCGGCCAUCAAGCCGUCACGUAGCAUGUUGGUACUGCGGGGGUUUUAAAUGCGCAAAGGUCAAAACAAAACAAACAAAAAAAAAAAACGCGGCUGUGAUGUCAGUGUGAAUGUCCCGUGACAGCGUGACUGUGACAUCCAUCAGUGAGACGCAUCACUUUCUUGGUGUUUGGAUCUUAGUUGUUUGUCUUGUGCUGAGAAAAAGCAUGAACUCCAGGAUGGCUGAACUUGGCUUUUUUUGGUGGGGUGCUGUCUCAUCUUCUUGCAUGUUGGUGGCCCCUGGCACCCUCACAUAGCAGUGGGAGGAAGGGAGGGACUGUGGAUGUUUUACAACACUGGGACUUGAUAGGACGUCAUCUAGCUGGAGUGCUGUUGUCUCCAAACAUGACCUGCCACAGCUGGAGGCCCAGUGUUGAAAUACUGUGAAGCUACAUUUAGUCUGCUUCUUCUUGUGGUGUGCUUCUGUCUUUAUUUUAGUUACAGGAAGCCUAAAUGUAUUCCAUGAUGCUUUUGCAAUGAUAGGACUUUUUUUUUAUUGUUGCCCUCUGCUGGCCGGAGUAACUAUUGCAGUAUUUUAACCCUUGAAAUUGGACCUUAAUGUUCAUCUUGAAUUAAGUAAAGCUGCUAAAAUGUUCAAGUCAUGCCACAAAAUGUAAUAGGUUUUCUUAAUAUUGUAAAAAAAAACUAUACAGUGGAACCUCUAAGAUGAAAUGAACAUGUAGUGAACAUGAUUUAUUGUAUAUUUGCCGAUUCUGCCAUGGGAAAUCCUGGAAAUACAAAUACUGAGGCCAUCACAACAUAAUUAACUAUACACAUAAGUCACAUUUGAUAUUACAUAACUAUAAAAUCAUUUGUAUACAAUAAGUAAAGCAUAUUUUUUUAUAAAAAAAAACCAAACCUGUUUGGUGAAAUUCCACAUUGACUAACCUUUGGGUGUCCCAAUUUUAAGAUAGGUGCUUUUAUUUUUUUUAAUUGUUACGUGGGAAUAUUUAAUAUUUUAAGUCACAUUUGAAACCUUCUUAACGGUCAUGCUGGUGUAAAAAGAAGUUAACCACUGUUAAUACCAGAACAAAACACUCAUUGCAGAUGCGCACGUCAGCUUUUUUUUUUUUUUAACAUUCUAAACUGCCAUGCAAGUGUAAAAAGAAGCGUAGCAUAUUUUACAGUGAAAUGAUUUGGUGAAGUUGUGCACUGUACAACUUUUGGGGUGUCCCAGUUUUAACAUAAGUACUGGAAAUGGUUGGGAGGAGAUGUUUCAACACGACAUUUAAACCCUCUUAACUGUCAUGCAAGUGUAAAAAGAAGCUAACCACCAUUAAUAUCAAAACCAAACACUUGUCGGAGAUGCGCACGUCACUUUUUUUUCCCCAUUCUAAACUGUCAUACAAGUGUAAAAAGAAGUUAACCACUGUGAAUAUCAAAGGAAAACACUUGUUGCAGAUGCGCACGUCCGUUUUUAAACAUUCUAAACUGCCAUGCAAGUAAAACUGGUAAAAUUCCACGCUGUACAACCUUUUGGGAGGGGGGUCCCAGUUUUAGGAAAAUUACUGGAAACGUGUCUUUUUCUUUUUUUAACGGUACGGGGAAUGUUUUUAAGUCACGUUUUAAACCUUCGCUGCCACACAAGUGAAGCCAAAGCAAAAGCCAAACGCUCGCCAAGGCUGGAUGUGCGACUUUGGAGGUUCCACUGGAAGUGGAUUGGUGAGUAGGCGUACUUCCCGUCACUCUUGUAGUACUUCAUCAUGGAAUACAGAGGCAAACACUUAAACACUGUUUACGUGCCACAUCCCUUUUUUGUGUCCGUCACAUUCCGAGUGAUGGUGGAAAGGUGUGUGUGUGUGGGAGUGUGUGUGUGUGUGUGCGCGCGCGCGCGUGCGAUAUGAAGAGUGUUCCACUGCGUUUGCUGUACGUCGUCGUCAUUUCCGCUACUUGAAUAUGUGUUUUCUACAUGUGAUCCUCAGGUUGUCUGUGUUCACUGUUGUUGUUGUUGCUUUAUAUUUUGACACCGCCCACCCCACGCCCCACACUCCACACGCACGCGCAUAGACGACCUCACCCUUCCCGUUAGAAGAGACGCCCGGUGUUUUUCGACGACACGUGCGCACGUGGUACGAUGCAGAGGGACGGGGGGAGAAGAAUCCCGUGAGGUAAACAGGAACUUGCACUUAAGAAAAUAAUAAUGUGACUGAUGAAAACCCCAGUAAUAUUUCAAUGUCACGCCUUGAGAGGACGAUGGGAUUUGAUGGCUAAAAGUGUCUUAGGUGACGGCUGAUUUGAUUUCAAUCAAAUACUACUACUACUACUACUACUACUACUACUACUACUACUACUACUGCUAGUACUUAAGGUAAAGCUUCAACUUUGUACGAAGCUUCAUUGAUUUGACAAGUUUGUAUUUUCUCAAGCCCCCGCCACGACAUGUUGACGAAUGUCUAGUCAGAAGAGAAUCGUCUGCCUCCUUUUAGCCUUCCAUGUUUAGACCAUCUGCCUUGUUUUGCUGUGAGAAGCAAAAGCAUCACUUUGAUAGGUUUUUUUUUGUUGUUCACAAGCUGCUGAAAUGAAAUCAAAAAGUAAGAAAAAAAAAUGUGGGGGCCACCAAAUAUUUUGGAUCAUAAAAGAAUAUAUAUUGUACUGUUGUAAUUUUUGUAAUAUUUGUAAGACAAUAUAGUUGGUGUGACUGGUUACCAUUGCUUGAAUCUGUACAUUGUUCCAAUAAAUUGUUUACAUGAGUACGCCAGUGACUUGAUACUAUACAGUGAUU
Messenger RNA from Dunckerocampus dactyliophorus (ringed pipefish), 6197 nucleotides. RefSeq names its product transportin 1 (gene tnpo1). Lineage: Eukaryota; Metazoa; Chordata; Actinopteri; Syngnathiformes; Syngnathidae. Gene Ontology annotation, molecular function: nuclear import signal receptor activity; small GTPase binding. Bases 128 to 2803 code for a protein of 891 amino acids. Gene Ontology annotation, biological process: protein import into nucleus. The record is from RefSeq and is a predicted model, not a curated record. Gene Ontology annotation, cellular component: cytoplasm; nucleus. The transcript is spliced from 25 exons.